Molecule: messenger RNA, 1206 nt
Organism: Nothobranchius furzeri (turquoise killifish)
Lineage: Eukaryota; Metazoa; Chordata; Actinopteri; Cyprinodontiformes; Nothobranchiidae
Source: RefSeq, a predicted model, not a curated record
UUCCUGCCGCUAAAGCAGCAGCGAGUGGCGCUCCUCUGUUUGUUACUGACGAGGAAACUCCGGUCAAUCAGCUGUUCAGCUGCUUUUAGUUAAACAUGAAAGCAAACGUAACAACGUGUUAAGUUAAACCCGGAAGUGAAGCUCCAGAUGGAGCCGCAGUGUGAGGAGGUGGAGGAGGAGGCUUCAGCAGCCAUGCUGUGGUCCGUCCAGGAGGCGGUGGAGAGGCAGACUUUGCAAAUCGGAGCCUCCGCCUGCGGAGCCACGGCGGUGGUGGACGUGCUGAAGGCCCUGGGGGUGGAGGCGACACCGGAGGAGGUGGACCGCUACGUCCAGACCCGGCUGAGGAGGAACGAGUCCCUGCUGCCAGACUACCUGUUGUCCCGCAGCGAAGCAGGUGCGACUCACGUGCAGCUCAUCCAGGGGGCGCUAGAGGCCAGUGGUGGGAAGGUCACGGGUCGGUUCUUCCACCUCCAUCCUCGCCGCCAGGUCCGACUGGUCCCCUGGCUCGCACGCUGGAUCCGAAAAGGGGCCGUUCCCGUAGCAACCAUGAACAUGCAGCUGGGUGUGCCGGAGGGGGAGGAGGUGCCUGACGCCUGGCACCAUCAGCUGAUAUUUGGUGUCGCAGCAAACGCCGUGUUCAUGACCAACCCUCUGGAUGUAGUGAGUGAAGAAGAGGCUCAGCAGCGACUCUGCAGCGACUCUGUGCUUCUGAUUCGUCGGGAAGACGUCCUGCAGCGUUGGACGGAGGACUGCUCCUUGUCCAGCCUGUCGGAGAACCCGAGCGAUCCGCGGUGGAGGGACCUGGAUGUGGAGGGUCAGGUGUGGAAGAUGGUCCUGGAGGCGGACCUGGAUGAAUCUGGAGCUAAAGUAGCACACAUCAGGAUACCUGCAGCUUACAGCUCAGGUGUUACUCUCUUCACCCUGCAGGACUCCACACUGGGACGAGAACUCCUGACUGAACCUGAAAUCCCUUUGUUGUGACGUCCUGAGAGUUGUUUAUGACAGAUGGACAAAGUCCUCCACCCGGCUUCAGUACGGACUCUUGAGAGGAUAUCAAUUCUCUCAUCAGUAAUAAACGCUCUGGCUGAUGUUCCAGAGUGGUUUUGAUAUGAGCAGACUGAUCUUCUGUAAUUGCUUCAGAUGUCAUCAUCAGUGGAUUAAUGCGUCAGAACUAGAAUUAAAGUCUUAUUUUACCUCUAAAACCCA